UCCUAGCCACUAGCUGUUGGUCGUCUAACUCGGUUCACACACCACCAGAGCUUGGCCAUUUUUUUGGCUCCUUCCUGUCUCCAUUGCCGACAGCUAGAGCUCGAUCGUUACAGGGCACUACUAUCUGCAGCAGCAGCAGCAGCUCUCCGUCUCCUCUCCGCGCGCGUCGCACGUCGUCUCGAGAUCAUCUCGCACACGGCGGCGUCGCUCCGCCGCUAGGCUGAGCUGAGGACGGUGGAGGAGCUGAGGGAGUGGAAAAGAUUAGAACGAAGGUGAAGCUAGCAGUGAGAUGAGCUGCAACGGCUGCCGCGUGCUGCGCAAGGGCUGCAGCGACGCCUGCGUGCUCCGGCCCAGCAUCGAGUGGAUCGACGGCGCGCAGCCGCAGGCCAACGCCACCGUCUUCGUCGCCAAGUUCUUCGGCCGCGCCGGCCUGGUCGCCUCCCUCGCCGCCGUCCCGCUGCACCACCGCCCAGCCCUGUUCCGGUCCUUGCUGUACGAGGCCUGCGGGCGGACCAUCAACCCGGUGAGCGGCGCCAUCGGCCUCAUGUGGACGGGCAACUGGGACCUCUGCCAGGCGGCCGCCGACGCCGUCCUCCGCGGCGAGUCCCUCCGCGCGCUCUCCACCAUCCCCGCCGCGUUCACGGACCGCGACAUGGACGGCCUCUACGGCAACGUCGGCGCCGCCGCCGCGUCCUCCUCCUCGCCCGAGAACUCCUCCUCCGCGCCGUCCAGGAAGCGCAGAAGGAACAACAACGGCGGACUCGCCUUCAACGCCGCCGCCGUGCCCGCCUGCUGCGCCUGCCAGAACCCGCCGCCGGGGCUGCUGCAGUCGUGCGAGCUGGACCUCUGCCUGACGCCGGCGUCGCCGAUGGCGGGAUCAGGGCGUCGGGGCUGCGGCGGUGGCGGCGCGUCGGACGAGUACUCCGCCACGACGACGUGCGAGGACCUGCAGGCCACCGGCGACGUGGAGGCGGCCAGGGCGCCGGCGCUGCUGAACCUCUUCAACUGACUGACCGUACCAUCGCCCUUCUUCUUUCUUCCUUGUAAGAAGAUGUGUAACUGUGUAGAGAGAAUUCACCAGGGUGUGGUAAUUAGUUGCAGGAAUCGGUCGGUGGUGGUUAAACUAAGCUUUUUUUUGGGGGGUGUGAAAAUGGAUUUGAAGCGAUCCGGCCAGCUGAUUCGAGCGGGUUCAGCUGGUGAAUUAACGAGCGUGUUGGUUCGCUAGAGAAAACAUGGGCUGGUGUAGCAAAGGGUGCGUGAUGCAUAGGUGGAUCGGAUUAACAUCGAGCUGUUUGUAAGGUCCGUAUCUCGAUCAGGUUGAGAGAACCAAGGCCUUAUUUGCAAUUCAAGGUUUUCCUUUUUUUGAUCUUGGGAGGGGCAGAAAUCUAAAAUGAAGGAAUGGGAAAUUCAUGA
Molecule: messenger RNA, 1413 nt
Organism: Panicum hallii
Lineage: Eukaryota; Viridiplantae; Streptophyta; Magnoliopsida; Poales; Poaceae
Product: LOB domain-containing protein 37-like
Exons: 2
Coding region: 290-1009 (239 amino acids)
Biological process (GO): regulation of gene expression
Source: RefSeq, a predicted model, not a curated record